Molecule: messenger RNA, 528 nt
Organism: Purpureocillium lilacinum
Lineage: Eukaryota; Fungi; Ascomycota; Sordariomycetes; Hypocreales; Ophiocordycipitaceae
Source: RefSeq, a predicted model, not a curated record
AUGUCGCGCUUCUCGCACUACGACACCGACGAGGAACGGCUCCCCGAGGGCAUGUCGCGGGUCGGAUACGACGCCGACACCCAAGUGUACACGUUCCAGGACGCCGACGGCAGCUACUGGGAGAGCGCCCCCGGAUGCCAGUACGGCCAGCUGACGCGAGUCGGCGACGCGCCCGCCUACGGCGAUGACGACACGGAGCCCUUUCUCGUUUCCGACGGCGAGCAGCAGCAGAAGCAUUCCAGCAUGUCCUGGCGACACGAGAUGAUGCCGCUGCUCAACUUUGGCGUCCUCAUCGGCCUGUCCCUGCUGCUGCUGUUCUGGUACCUCCACUGGACGGCGUCGUCGGAGCAGGAAAAGGCCCAAGUCAAGUGCGGCAUCGACACCGAGGCAUACAUAGUCAAGGUCGGCGAUACGUGCUGGGGCAUCGCCGACAGCAGGGGCAUCAGCGUCCCCGAGCUUCUGGAGCGCAACACGGGCGCCGUCUGCAAUCCGCUCCCGGUGGGCUCCGCGCUGUGUCUCCCCAAGUAG